UUUAGGUGUAGUAUUGGCAUUUAGCCGGCGAUGGAACAUUACAGCACAGGCGAAGAAGCCAUGGGUAGCGAUCCCGACGUUCCCGAACGGUGUAUGGGUGUUGGUAUGGCCACGUCGAGAACACGAGUGGGAUAAAUACAGGCCAUGCACGCUCUGGCGACAGCUGCAUGGGACACCUCUUCGCUUGUUACAAACCACGAUCCAGAUUUUUGGAUCAUUUCUCGGGCCUUUUCGCUCACCAUGCCUCUCGCCGCUUUAAUUCCGGCCCUGCUCCUAGCAGCAGCAGCAGCAGCAGCAGCAGCAACGCCCCUCUCGCCCCGCGCCGCCGACCCAGCGGGCCCGAUCCGAUGCCCCAUCGUCUUUGACGGGCGCGUGCCGGCGACGCUGGCGGCCACGGACCUGGACGACGCGGCCCGCUCGCCCUUCAACACGGGCUACGUCAAGGGCGAGGGCCUCAAGUGGAGCGACAUCAUCGAGUUCCCCGCCGGGGCCGGGCAGCCGCGGUUCGAGGACGCGGCGUCCCACAAGCCCAUCACGGUGACGCUGAGCGACCGCUCCGCCUUCCAGACGCAGCGGGGGUUCCGGCGGGCGGGGCUGCAGUUUAGGGACGACGCCAACGCGGGCGGGGCGGGUGCCGUCGGGGUGAGGACGCUGCAUUGGAGCGUCAAGAUUGAUGCGGCCAGGGGGUUGAAUCUGAGCCAUGAGUAUCUCAACGUCUGGCACGAGACGGCCGACUACUCGGCCAACCAGUUCAACUUUGAGAUGGGGAGCAUCCUGGGCCAGCCUGAGCUGCCCAGCGACACGUUCAAGAUUCUCGACCGGCGCAACCGGCAGAUCUGGUCGACGCCCAUCGACGAGACUGCGUGGAACAACUUUGCCGUCACGAUUGACUAUGUCAAAAACACGCUGCGUGUCUACUACUCCAAAAACGACGAGCCCCUCAAGGCGGCCUCUUGCGCGCCGACGCCCAACGACAACUCGGGCGAAGGCCAGUACCAGCUCGGCCUGCUCAAGAAGCCGACGGGCACUGACGAUGUGGUCAACUCUGGGUACCAGGCGAGCGGGAUAGACGAGGGGCUGAUCUACGGCGGCAUCUUUUUAGAGGACAGCGCCGAUGGGUGUGUUUCUUUGUGAUGGGGGUUUAUGCUCCUCGGAGGGAGAUGGAGAGUGUUGACGUAUCCGAAGCCGGGAUGUCGUGUGAGGAUCGCGUCAAACACGCGCGUGUGGUGGGUAGCCACAAGUAUUUUA
Pyricularia oryzae 70-15 is the source of this 1248-nucleotide messenger RNA. RefSeq lists its product as uncharacterized. The record is from RefSeq and is a predicted model, not a curated record. The transcript has 3 exons. NCBI's taxonomy places the organism in Eukaryota, Fungi, Ascomycota, Sordariomycetes, Magnaporthales, Pyriculariaceae. Bases 145 to 1134 code for a protein of 329 amino acids.